UUAAUGAUAGGCACAAUCUUGUAGCAACCAGGACAUUUGCGGAUAGAACGCAUGAGAGGUGCUUAAAAAUGUCGUACCACUUGCGGUUUGGUUAUCCUAUGCAAAAUGAGUUAUCCCAGGUCGCUUUAUAUUUUCAAUGCUGUACGUUUUAGCAUUUUUUCUAUCUUAUUUGUCAAUUAAACCUUACUUGCAUCAAAUACGAUUUAUAGUGCAAAUAACUAUUCCGUAUAUCUGUAUAUUCCUAGCAAAAUGGUUAAAUGAUAUGGCAACCAAUACCAUUGAACAAAUAAAAAUUGAACGUUUUGGUUAUUUUUUACUUAUGACACUGGUUGUUUUGAUAUUUGCUAUUGUGGUUUGUAUAUCGUCAAAGAAAAAAAAAAGAUGGUCAUCUGAAAACAAAAGCGAAGAUCAAACGGAGAUUGGAGAGAAAAAAAAUCCUAUAUAUGAUAAAGUUAAUCAAGCAAGUGAAUUUGAAAAUGUUGUUUUGAAAAAUGAUUUUGAAAUUGUCACAGAGUCUUAUGUUCAUAGUGAAAUCAACUCUAAUUACAAAUCAGAAUCAAUUGAGGCUUUAGAAACUAGCUGUAGUGGAAAUAACAUGUACACAACAAUUAAAAAUGUUCCACAAAAAGUUGAAAUAGCAUAUGCAGUAGUUCCACUUCAUGAACUAGCUGAAAAAUACUGUGUGAUUAAUGGAGAUAUUGUACGCAAAAAUGACGACUCACGAUUAAAUAAAAAUAGUAAUCAAAUUUAUGUACCAAAAGUUUAUGAACAGGUUACUGUUCCUGUGCAGGAAACUAUUAUUGAAAAUUCAGGAAAUUCUAGCUAUUAUGCUUCUGUCAGUGAAAAGCCUAAAACAGAAAUAAAAAAUGAAGUACAAGAGAACUCUGCUGGGAGCUCACUGUAUGCAUCAUGUGGUCCGGUUUUACUUACUGGAAAUACUCCAAGUUUAGACAAUUUAAUGAACUUGAAUAAAAAAGAAGAUGUUUUGCAUAGGUUUAGUUUGCCCAAUAACCACCAUAACAACCAUCUACCACCCAUUGAUAUCCAAACAACAUAUAAUAAAAAUCAAAAGAAGUCAAAGAAUAAAGAGUUGAAUAGUCCACCAAAAGACCAAAAAGUUAUUCACUCUCCAAAGGAACCACGAUUGUCUCGAGUUUUCAGGCUGAGUAAAAAAUCUCAUAGCUCUGUUGAGGAAAGCGUUAGCAACCAGCCCCACCAUGAAGUUAAAGUACAAAGACAUUCUGGUGAACUUGCUAGUGAAAUUUCACAAUAUAGUGAAAAAAUGCAUGACUUUUCAGUUCAUCAAAAUCAGGAUCAUAGUUUGCCCCCUCCUCUUCCGUCGGUGGACAGAUUAAAGCACAUCACUGAGAAAAAAAUAAGAGCAAAAUCCAAGUCAAACAGCAUAUCCUCCGCAAUAGAUUUAUCUCCAAAGCUUCAAAAGCAUAUUGCUAAUAAUGACAUACAGGAAGAUGAUAAGUACUCUAAAGUUGAUGAAAAGAUGAUCUCCUUAGUAAAGAGGGAUAUCAGUUUUGAGAUAUCUUCUACUGAAAAAAAUCAAACCACUGAAAAUAUCAUAACCCUAAUGAAGAAGGAUAUUAAUUUUGAGAUAUCUUCUACUGAAACAAAUCAUACCACUGAAAACUCAGGCCAAAUAAAAAACACAGAAGAUCAUAUGCAAUGUCCAGACUCUUGUCAGGUUUCUAAUGGUCAUAUCUCAGAAUCACUUUCAACUAAUUGUUUGUUGAAUAACUCAGAUAAAGAUAUUAUAAAAAGGGAUGUUGAAGAAAGUUUAAAGUUGAAAAAGGAUAUUGCAUUAUUAUAUGCAGUUGUAGACAAGUCUAAAAAAAAAGAUAGAACUAAAGAAUUUAAUGCAUUAGAUUCUAAAGAAACGCAAUCUACAUCUUUAGAUAUUAAAAAUGGAAUUUGUUCUAAUGAGAGUUCUCACAGUGACUUUAAUAAAGACUCAAGUUUAGAUUCUCCUUAUAUUUUAUGUUCUGACACAGUAGCUCUAUUCCCCUCUGAAUUUUCAGAUCCCAAAUUGAUUGAAGAAAGCCUUAUAUAUUGAAAGAUUAUUUGUCAACUUUAUGAAUUAAUAAUGAAAACUUUGUUAGUUAAAUAACUAGAUUGCGAAUCAUUUGCUGAUAUAAAUAAAUCCUUUUUUUUUUUUUUUUUUUAAAUUGAAAACUAGAUUUAAUAUCUUUUUCAAAACAUUUUUUAUUCUGGAAUAUACUUCACAAUCUUCCAAUAACCUUAAUUUGUACAAAAGCAAACUUAUGUAAUAAAUGUUGUUUUUAAAAGUGUGUGAUGUCACAGUUUUAUUUGCUAAAUGCCUAAUUAUACGAUUCAAAGUAUAUUUAUUUUGGAAUAUAUUGUAAAUUAUUUUUUUAUAAAGAAUAGAGUUAUAUUUUUUUAA
Molecule: messenger RNA, 2413 nt
Organism: Hydra vulgaris (swiftwater hydra)
Lineage: Eukaryota; Metazoa; Cnidaria; Hydrozoa; Anthoathecata; Hydridae
Source: RefSeq, a predicted model, not a curated record